AGUCUUGGCCACGGCGGUUAGCAAGGAGUUCAGUGACCUCGGACCGGUCGUGACAAUCCCCCAGCAGAGGAGCAACAAGGACUCCAAGCCUUCAGGUGCAUAUGGACGGGGUCGAGGAAGAGGUCGAGGUUACAACCAGCCAUUCAGAGAUGGACAGUUUGGAGGACGAGGAGGAAGAGGAAGAGGGGUGGGGCCUUUUGAAAGUCAUGCUGGGAAGAGGGGAGGUCAGAGCUCCAGCGGACGCCUUACGCAAGAACAAUAUGACGGGCGGAGGAGGAUGGAGGAGCAGACCACAGGGCCAAACAUCUCUUUGAUUCAAGGAAACAUUGAGGACCAAACUACUGAUGUCAUCGUCAACACCAUCUCAGAAAACUUGGACCUAACUCGUGGAGCCGUGUCCAAAGCCAUCUUGCAGGCAGCCGGCCACAACCUGCAGGUCGCCAUCCGCCCCAAACCAGGAGUGUCUUCUGUGCCGUUUGGGACGGUUCUCAUCACAGACGGCUUCAGACUCAGCUGUCGGAGAGUGUUUCACGCCGUCUGCCCUUGUUGGGACAACGGGCAUGGCCAGGCAGAGAAGGAGUUUGUUUCCAUCAUCAGCUUCUGUCUGGAAGAAGCAGAGAAGCUUCAGAUGGCGUCGCUGACCUUUCCCGCCAUUGGGACGGGAAACCUAGGCUUCCCGAGAGCUUUGGUCGCCAGUAUCCUGCGGAGGGAGAUCGAGUCUUUUGGACGCAGGAGUCGGCCCCACUUUCUGAGGAAUGUGGUCAUAGUUGUGCACCCCAGCGACAGAAGCAGCGUGCAGUGUUUCACUCAGGAGUUUUCUAUUCCGAUGGAUUCAGGAAACAUCCAGCAGGAACUUGCAGCUGCAGCUCAGCCGCUCGGACAGUCAGAGGAGUUCUUUGCAUCAGGAAGAGCACUGGAACCAAAAUUGGAAUCAGGGCUAGAUUAUGGAUUUGGAUUAGGAUCUGAAUCAGGAUCAGGAUCUGGAUCUGGAUCAGGAUCCGGUUCAUCAUCCUUCAGUGCGGUCUCCUCCCCCUCCCUCGGCGUGUACCGCAUGCAGCUGGGCCAGCUCACAUUGGAGGUGUCCUCAGGCGACAUCACCAAGGAGUCCUGUGAUGUCAUCGUCAACGCUUCCAAUUCGACCUUUGACCUCAACACAGGAGUUUCUGGAGCGAUCUUAAGCAGUGCUGGAGCCGUUGUUGAGAUGGAGUGUACACAGAUCGGUGUGUAUCUGCACCCAAACAUGUUCACGUUCAUGCAUCUUCCCAUGGCUGACUGCUGCUCCU
Molecule: messenger RNA, 1283 nt
Organism: Oryzias melastigma (Indian medaka)
Lineage: Eukaryota; Metazoa; Chordata; Actinopteri; Beloniformes; Adrianichthyidae
Product: protein mono-ADP-ribosyltransferase PARP14
Exons: 8
Biological process (GO): negative regulation of gene expression
Cellular component (GO): nucleus; cytoplasm
Molecular function (GO): transcription corepressor activity
Source: RefSeq, a predicted model, not a curated record